Dichotomopilus funicola is the source of this 777-nucleotide messenger RNA. RefSeq lists its product as uncharacterized. The coding region runs from base 1 to 777 and encodes 258 amino acids. The transcript is spliced from 3 exons. NCBI's taxonomy places the organism in Eukaryota, Fungi, Ascomycota, Sordariomycetes, Sordariales, Chaetomiaceae. The record is from RefSeq and is a predicted model, not a curated record.
AUGGACAUCUCCAUCCGCGAAUCGAUCCGCUGGUUCCCAGACGCAGCCAGCGAGCCGACCUCGACCAUCGUGUUGACGACACCGGCGCGGCGGUUUGUGGACCUGCGAAUCCUGAAAGGGACUGAGGCCAACGGGGCGGAUAUCGGCAAUGCGGGCGUUGUAAGCGACCUGAACCGCCUAGAUUGGGCCAUAGCCGGCACAUCCUCCGUCGAUCCCCCACAUACAACAGACAACAGCACCAACCCCAUCCAGCACGGCCGCUGGGCGCACUGGAUCGACUCCCGCUUGGCAGAGUGUGAUGGUGUAGUGGACGAGGGGGAUAUGGUCACCGACCCGGCCAAUCCUGCUCUCACGAUUGAAACGGGACGGAUGGUGAACCCCGCUACUGGGGCGGUGACAGCGUAUGAAGAGAUUUGGAGGUCAGAAGGGAUUUUGGAUGUACCUGCUGGCGGUGGAGGUGGAGCGUUCAAGUUAGGGAUAACCUGCAUCGCCCUCCGGAUGGACUCAACCCCCCACCAGUCCAACGGACCCAUCAAACGCGGCCUGGUAGUCCGGCUGGGACAGUACUGCCAGGCAUUUGCGCGGGACGGAGACGCGCUGGCGGUGGAGCGGGUGGUGUGGAAUGCGGAGACGCAGCGGUGGGUGACGACAGUUAGGAUGGGGGAUCCACGGUUGGAGAUGCCGACGGAGGUGGCGACGUAUUUGGCGCAUGUGACGGCGGUGGGGGAUGAGGUUAGGGUUGGGGGGGUGGGGUGGAGGGUUGUUGAGAGGGUUUAG